Esox lucius (northern pike) is the source of this 659-nucleotide messenger RNA. RefSeq names its product transcription factor BTF3 homolog 4. The record is from RefSeq and is a predicted model, not a curated record. The transcript has 6 exons. Lineage: Eukaryota; Metazoa; Chordata; Actinopteri; Esociformes; Esocidae. Bases 142 to 621 code for a protein of 159 amino acids.
UCAUUUUGGAUUCGCCAUCAUAACUAACCGCGUGCUUCCCACUGCUGCGUUUCCAGUAUAUGUGCUGCUGUCAACCUAUGUGGAUACAAGUGGUGCUGUUGUCGAUCCAUUUACCGACGCUGUCUUUACACAGAUAAAGCCAUGAAUCAAGAGAAACUCGCCAAACUCCAGGCCCAGGUCCGAAUAGGUGGAAAGGGAACCGCUCGCAGGAAGAAGAAGGUGGUCCACAGAACAGCCACAGCUGACGACAAGAAACUGCAGAGUUCCUUGAAGAAACUGUCAGUGAAUAACAUUGCUGGAAUUGAGGAAGUGAACAUGAUAAAGGACGACGGCUCAGUGAUCCACUUCAACAACCCCAAGGUGCAGGCGUCCCUCUCUGCCAACACGUUUGCCAUCACGGGCCACGCUGAGAACAAACAGCUGACUGAGAUGCUUCCUGGUAUCCUGAGUCAACUGGGGGCCGACAGUCUCACCAGCCUCCGCAAGUUGGCCGAACAGUUCCCACGCCAAGUGCUGGACAACAAAGCAAUCAGUAAACCAGAAGAUAUUGAGGAGGAGGAGGAUGAUGUCCCAGACCUCGUAGAAAACUUUGAUGAGGCAUCCAAGGACGAAGCCAACUAGUGAAUCCACCUCCAACACCCCCCCCCCCCCCCCCCCCC